CAGAACAGAGUGAAAUUUGUGGGAUGGACUAGCGAGAGAAGUAACGUCGGAUAACCUGGUUACACCAAACAGUACCUGGCCCAUACCCGGCUCAAUUUAGUGGAGGUUCCCAAAAUAGCAAUCACGUGAAUGACCCCUCCAUCCCUCCCGUUCCGCCCUUAACGUGGGGUGACUCCAUGAGAACAUCUUUAUACAACUCAAAAGUUCUCAACCCACCACGCCAGCAGAAUGGCAACCAUGACCCCCGAAGAAUCCGUCGCCCUCAUCAAGUCGAAUCUCGCCGAAGUUCUCAAUCCCGAAAUCAUCGACGAUGUCAUCCUCACACAAAAACGACCCCUCAAAGUCUACUGGGGAACCGCGCCCACAGGAAAACCCCAUUGCGGCUACUUUGUCCCCAUGAUCAAGAUUGCAGAACUAUUAGCUGCGGGCUGCGAAGUCAAGAUUCUGUUGGCUGAUGUACACGGUUGGCUUGAGACUGUGGGAGACGCCUCAUUCGAAUUGAUCCAAGCGCGUGCGAAGUACUAUGAGAAGGUCAUUAAGAGCAUGUUGACGGCAAUUGGUGUCGAUAUUACGCGGUUGAUUUUUGUGCUGGGGAGCAGUUACCAAGCGUCGGAGGCUUAUAGAUGGGACCAGUGGAAAUUUGAGAGAAUUGUGAAGGUGCCUGCCGCCAUCAAGGCGGGGAGUGAGGUAGUGAAGAAUGCCGCGGAGCCAUUCUUGGGAGGGCUGCUCUACCCUUUGAUGCAAUCGCUGGAUGAGCAAUAUCUGGAUGUGGAUGUGCAGUUUGGUGGUUUGGAUCAGCGAAAGAUCUUUACCUUUGCGCUCGAGAAUCUGCCGAAAUUGGGAUACAAAGCGAGGGCGCAUUUGAUGAAUGCGAUGGUUCCAGGUUUGGGAGAGGCCGUGAAGAUGAGUGCUAGUGAUGCGGAGUCGAAGAUUGAUUUAUUGGAUUCGCCAGAUGCAGUGGAGAAGAAAUUACGAAAGGCAAAGUGCGCGCCGAAGGAGGCUGCUGGUAAUGGUGUUGUUGCGUUUGUGGAGCAUGUUUUGAUGAGAGCCCUUGCUUUGAAGAAGGAUGGUUCAAAGUUUACCGUUUUACGGAAGGAUCAAGAGCCACUCAUCUACGAGAACGCAGAGAAACUCAAAGAGGAUUACGUUGCUGACAUCGUAUGUUCUCUUUUAUCUCACAGAGACUUGAGUCAUGACUAACAAAUUUCAGAUCACACCACAAACUCUCAAAGCCGCUCUAACAACACACCUUAACGCUCUCCUCGCCCCAAUACGCGCCGACUACGAGCUCUCCCAAGAAUGGAAAGAUGCUGAAGCCAUUGGUUACCCCACAGCAGUGAAGGUCAAGAAAGUGAAAAAGGACAAGGGAGACCCGGAAAAGAGAGCCGCUGCUGCUGCGGCGGCGGCUGCUAAGAAGGCGGUAGCUGGAGCUGGUGCUGACGAGGCUUUAGAGUUGGAGAAAUUACCAAUUACUGCUCCUGCGUAGAGCUGCAUGGAUUUUCUUG
Hymenoscyphus albidus is the source of this 1505-nucleotide messenger RNA. Lineage: Eukaryota; Fungi; Ascomycota; Leotiomycetes; Helotiales; Helotiaceae. The record is from the annotation of a GenBank genome assembly.